CAAAUCUUGUGAGAGAGCAGUGUGAAACUACAAGAGAGAGACAACGGGGAUGGAAGGAGACAAAGGAACUGUGUGUGUGACAGGAGGCACAGGGUUUAUAGGUUCAUGGCUGAUCAAGAGGCUUCUAGAAGAGGGUUACUCUGUCAAUACCACUGUCAGACCUGAUCCAGAAAACAAAAGAGACAUUAGUUUCCUCACCAAUCUGCCAGGGGCAGCCGAAAAGCUGAAAAUUUACAGUGCAGAUCUCAAUGACCCUGACAGCUUCGAUGCAGCCAUUGAAGGAUGCAAAGGAGUCCUCCAUGUUGCCACCCCUGUCGAUUUCGAGUACAAAGAACCUGAAGAAACAGUAAUCAGAAGGGCAAUCAGUGGAACACUAGGCAUCUUGAAGGCAUGCUUAAAAUCAAAGACUGUGAAGAGAGUUGUCUAUACUUCUAGUGCAUCAGCCGUUCAGUUCAACAACGAGGAUGAGGAGAUGAGGGAUGAGAGUUAUUGGACAGACGUGGGAUUUGUUAGGGAAACAUCAAAUCCACACAUGCAUACUUACAUGAUUUCCAAGACUUUGACAGAAAGGGCUGCUCUUGAAUUUGCAGCAGAACAUGGAUUGGAUUUGGUGACAGUGAUUCCUACAUUUGUUGUUGGUCCUUUCAUCUGCCCCAAGUUCCCUAGCUCAGUGCGCUCAACAUUGGCUCUGGUCUUGGGGAACGAGCAUGAAUAUAGCCUUCUUCUAAAUAUAUCAAUGGUGCAUGUUGAUGAUGUUGCAAGGGCACAUAUUUUCCUGCUUGAGUAUCCUGAAGCAAAAGGGAGAUACAAUUGUUCUUACGACACUAUAAGCAUUCUAAAGAUGGCUGAAAUUCUUUCUUCCAAGUAUCCAGAGUUCCCAAUUCCAACAGCAGAUUUCUUGGCUGAAAUCAAAGGUACAAAAGUCCCUGGUUUGUCAUCAAAGAAACUAUUGGAUGCAGGUUUCAAAUUUAAAUAUGGGGUUGAGGAAAUGCUUGAUGAAGCUAUCAAGUGCUGCAAGGAAAGAAACUAUCUUUAGAAGUGUCGAAAAAUAUUGUUGAAUCAGUUCCUAUGAAUCUUUCUGGGUUCAGAUGAGGCUGACGAAGUUUGUGAUAAUGUACAUCAAAUUAUAAGCUUGAAGUUUGUGAUAAUGUACAUCGAUAAUGUACAUCAAAUUAUAAGCAUGAAGUUUGUGAUAAUGUACAUCUAAUUAUAAGCUUGAAAACCAUAAAAUCUAUGUAUGUUCUGCUGUUCUUUUUUGUGUUUCCAAACUUGUUAUGCUGAAGUUUCAUUUACAUUAAUCUGCCAAACGUUGUAAAACAAAUGCUUCUUAAGAUAAAUUUUAAUGGGGCUGCUGGAUGCUCAGAAUCCAUGCCAGUUUGUAU
Molecule: messenger RNA, 1382 nt
Organism: Durio zibethinus
Lineage: Eukaryota; Viridiplantae; Streptophyta; Magnoliopsida; Malvales; Malvaceae
Product: vestitone reductase-like
Molecular function (GO): oxidoreductase activity, acting on the CH-OH group of donors, NAD or NADP as acceptor
Source: RefSeq, a predicted model, not a curated record